Molecule: messenger RNA, 7613 nt
Organism: Cebus imitator (Panamanian white-faced capuchin)
Lineage: Eukaryota; Metazoa; Chordata; Mammalia; Primates; Cebidae
Gene: NHSL1
Product: NHS like 1
Exons: 8
Coding region: 683-5629 (1648 amino acids)
Biological process (GO): cell differentiation
Source: RefSeq, a predicted model, not a curated record
AGCCACGCAGCCGGUUUUAUUGUUUGCGGAGUCUUGCGGCUCUGAGCGAGCGCUUCCCAGACGGGAAGGAGGGCAAGUGGGCGGUUUAUGAUUCUGCCCUGUGCUGGGGCGAGUGAGCUGAGCUCUUUGAUUUCUCCCAAGUAACCGUGUGGGUGAACUGUAAACUGGGUGCCUGGCUUGACCCUGAAUCUUUUUCUCUAGGGUGAGGAGUGACUUCUUUCUGCAACCGACAGCUGGCUUUCUGCCUUGGUGGGGAAAGAUGCCCGGGAGAGGAGUAGGAUUACAAUUUGGGAUGCUAGAGACACACCAAAGAGUCGGAGUGCCUUGGCUUUGUGUUUUGCAAAGUCCUGACAAGUGUGCCUGAAAUGAACACCCUGCUUCGGUUUUUAAAUUAUACUUUUAUUCAUCUGUUAUUUUUUGGCCGUGGAUAUCACUGAUCUAGAAACGGAGUCCACAGUGUGGCUAGGGUAAAACAUUUGUGUUUUCUUUCUUAACCCCACCUUUCCCCUUUCUUUGUAAUUGGGUAACACAGAAGCCGUCUUUUUGGGUAAUGCUAUGCCUGACUGUCAACGUUGUCUAAGUGGGAAAUAGCAGGCGCCUGGAGAGGACCUGGGCCAAUGUGAAAGACCCAGCGUUUUCUUUGCUGGGCCGUUCUUUGUCUCUAGUCGAUUUUGAAAAGAAGAUGAAAAAGGAAGGCUCUUCAGGUUCCUUCAGACUCAAGCCGAAUGCAGGUUCUCUCUCACGUGCUGUGAGUUGGAUAAAUUUCUCCUCCUUGUCCAGGCAGACAAAGAGGCUGUUUCGCAGUGAUGGAGAGCUCUCGGUUUGUGGGCAGCAGGUGGAAGUGGAUGACGAAAACUGGAUAUGCAGAGCCCAGCCCAGAAAAGCGGUUUCCAAUCUAGAUGAGGAGAGCCGAUGGACAGUCCACUACACUGCCCCAUGGCACCAGCAGGAGAAUGUGUUUCUUCCCACCACAAGACCCCCCUGUGUUGAGGACCUGCACCGCCAAGCCAAGCUCAACCUCAAAUCCGUAUUGAGGGAAUGUGAUAAGUUGCGGCAUGAUGGCUACCGGAGUUCUCAGUACUACUCUCAGGGACCCACCUUUGCAGCCAACGCCAGCCCCCUCUGUGAUGAUUACCAAGACGAAGAUGAAGAAACAGAUCAAAAGUGUUCUCUCUCUUCAUCAGAAGAAGAAAGAUUUAUUUCCAUCAGGAGACCUAAAACACCAACCUCAAAUGACUUCUCCGACCUUAAUACUCAGACGAACUGGACCAAGUCGCUUCCACUGCCAACACCAGAAGAGAAGAUGCGACAGCAAGCCCAAACAGUCCAGGCUGAUGUGGUGCCUAUUAACAUAACUGGGGAGAAUUUUGAUCGCCAGGCCAGCCUUCGGCGGUCUCUAAUUUACACAGACACUCUGGUAAGACGACCGAAGAAAGUCAAAAGGAGAAAGACUAUUACAGGAGUCCCUGACAACAUACAGAAGGAGCUAGCAUCGGGCAUUAGCCAAGAUGAUGUUGGAGGCCACUCGGUAUACACUCCCGAUCACUACUCGACGCUGGGAAGGUUUGAUAACUAUCGGUUUGCUGGGCAGCGCUCAGAAACCAGGGACUCCAGCUGUCAGACGGAGGACAUGAAGGUCGUACCACCUUCCAUGAGGAGAAUCAGGGCACAGAAGGGGCAAGGCAUUGCUGCCCAGAUGGGCCACUUCUCAGGUUCCUCUGGCAACAUGUCUGUGCUGAGCGAUUCUGCAGGGAUCGUAUUCCCUUCCCGCCUCAACAAUGAUGCUGGCUUCCACAGUCUUCCACGUUCUGGAGCAAGGGCGAACAUUCAGUCUCUUGAGCCGAGGCUGGGUCCUCUGGGCCCCGCAGGAGAUAUGGAUGGCACUUUCCCCUGCCAGAGAGGUCACCCACAAGCAGAUGAAACCUUAGGCCAUUUAGGAGGUUCCUCAAGAACUGGAACACUUUUGAGACCCAAAUCCCAGGAGCUGAGGCACUUCGAGAGUGAAAAUGUCACGAGCCCAGCAUGUGUGGUUUCUCCUCAUGCAGCCUACUCCACCAGCAUCAUCCCAAAUGCCACACUGUCUUCCUCUUCCGAGGUUAUCGCUAUUCACACUGCUCUGAGCGCGGGGCAGCUGGAAAGUAGAAGUUCCAGCUCAUUGCAUGCAAAGAUAAAAUCCAGAGACCACCUAAUCUCCAGGCAUGCUGUGAAAGAUGAUUAUCAGUCUCCUGGUCGCCACUGGAAUGAGGGUCACACCACCAUUCUUUCACAGGCCUUAGACCCUCAUUCCUCUGGGGCACCCACACUGUUGUCCCUCUGUGACUCGGCAGUCUCUCUAAAUGCUCCAGCAAACAGGGAGAAUAGGUCCCAAGCCAUGCCAUAUAAUUGUAGAAACAACCUGGCCUUCCCAGCCCACCCCCAAGAUGUGGAUGGCAAGAGUGAAUCUAGUUAUUCAGGGGGUGGAGGGCACAGCAGCUCAGAGCCCUGGGAAUACAAAGCCUCAGGUAACGGAAGGGCAUCGCCCCUGAAGUCACAUUUAGCAACUCCUGGCUACUCCACUCCCACAAGUAACAUGAGCAGCUGCAGUUUGGACCAAACAUCCAACAAAGAGGAUGCUGGUUCACUGUAUUCCGAGGACCACGAUGGCUGCUGCACAUCUCUGCACACUGACUCUGGACAUGGGUCUGGGAAUCUGUGCAAUAGCAGUGAUGGCUUUGGGAACCCCAGGCACAGCGUGGUCAAUGUUUUUGAUGGAAGAGCUCAGAAAAACCAGGGGGACCGAUCCAAUUACCAGGAUAAAUCCCUGUCAAGAAGCAUCUCUUUGAAGAAAGCAAAGAAGCCUCCCCUGCCACCCUCCCGGACAGACUCCCUCCGCAGGAUUCCCAAGAAGAGCAGCCAGUCCAAUGGGCAGGUGCUCAGCGAGAGCCUGAUCGCCACACUCCAGCACUCGCUGCAGCUGAGCCUCCCAGGCAAGGGUGGCAGCUCUCCCUCCCAGAGCCCCUGCAGUGACUUGGAAGAGCCCUGGCUACCCCGCUCCCGGAGCCAGAGCACAGUCAGUGCUGGCAGCAGCUUGACUUCUGCCACCACCCCCAAUGUCUACUCCCUGUGUGGGGUGACACCAUCGCAGAGUGACACGAGCAGCGUCAAGUCAGAGUACACGGACCCCUGGGGUUACUACAUUGACUACACGGGCGUGCAGGAAGAUCCGGGGAACCCAGCAGGGGGCUGUUCAACCAGCAGCGGGGCGCCCACUGGGAACGGGCCAGUCCGUCAUGUCCAAGAAGGGUCCAGAGCCACAAUGCCCCAAGUGCCCAGUGCUUCAGUCAAACCAAAGAUCAUGUCACCGGAGAAGUCACACAGAGUCAUUUCUCCAUCCAGUGGGUAUUCCAGCCAGUCAAAUACACCCACAGCACUCACCCCUGUGCCUAUGUUUUUAAAAUCAAUGUCACCAGCAAAUGGGAAGGGGAAGCCCAAGCCCAAGGUUCCAGAAAGGAAGUCCUCUCUGAUAUCUUCAAUAUCCAUUUCAUCGUCGUCCACUUCUCUUUCCUCUAAUACUUCUAACGAAGGAAGUGGCACUAUGAAGAGGCUGGAUCCAGCCGUGGGCUCUCCCCUGGCUCCUCCUCCUCCCGUUCCCUCUCCUCCAUCCCCUUGUCCUACAGACAGGUCUCCCUUCCUUCCUCCGCCACCUCCUGUUUCAGACUGUUCCCAGGGCCCUCCUCUGCCUCACUCUCCUGUGUUCCCCCCUCCCCCGCCAGAAGCUCUCACUGCUUUCUGCUCCCCACCUCAUUGGUGCCUUUCUCCUCCCCCCACUGCACUGAGCCCCCUUCUUCCAGAUUCACCUGUGUCCUUGCCAUUGCCCCCACCUUCCUUACCUUCCUCGGAGCCCCCACCCGCCCCACCUCUUGACCCCAAAUUCAUGAAAGACACCAGGCCUUCUUUCACAAAUUCUGGCCAGCCAGAGUCCUCCCGGGGAUCCUUGAGGCCGCCUUCUACCAAGGAGGAGACCAGCAGGCCCCCCAUGCCCCUGAUAACCACGGAAGCAUUGCAAAUGGUGCAGUUGAGGCCCGUGAGAAAGAACUCGGGCGCCGAGGCAGCACCAUUGUCUGAACCAACAGCUCAGGAACAACGAACUCCGGUCGCUCCACAGUACCACUUAAAGCCAUCUGCUUUCCUGAAAUCCCGAAAUAGCACAAAUGAAAUGGAGAGUGAAAGCCAGUCUGCCUCUGUGACAAGCUCGCUUCCGACGCCUGCCAAGAGCUCGAGUCAGGGUGACCAUGGCAGUGCGGCCGAGCGCAGCAGCCUUGGACCUCCGAGCGCUGGGGAGGCAGAGGCUCGGCCCAGCCCCAGCACCGCCCCGCUACCAGACUCUUCACCCAGCAGGAAGCCACCCCCCAUUUCCAAGAAGCCCAAACUGUUCCUGGUGGUACCACCUCCGCAGAAAGAUUUUGCAGCGGAGCCCGCAGAGAACGUGAGCGAAGCCCUCCGAGCCGCGCCCAGCCCCACGAGGGGAGAGGAGGGCUCUGUGUACAGCAAAGAGGCAAAAGAGAGUUCUGCAGCCCAAGCUGUCUCUCAUGCCACGCACCCUGGCACCUCAGUUCUUGAGGGAGGAGCUGCAGGAUCCGUGUCCCCCGGCAGAGUGGAAGCCAAUGUCCCCAUGGUACAGCCCAAUGUCUCACCGGCUCCCAAGCAGGAAGAGCCAGCCAAGAAUAGUGCAGAUGCUGGGGGCGAUGGGGAGAGCUGCCUGCCUCAACAGGACGGAGCAGCUGGGGUGCCAGAGGCCAGCGCAGCCUGUCCAUCCUCGGAGGCCUGUGACUUCCUCAAGGAAGACGGGAGUGAUGAGGUGAUGACCCCCAGUCGACCCAGGACCACAGAAGACCUUUUUGCAGCUAUUCACAGAUCCAAAAGGAAAGUCCUCGGCCGUAGAGAUUCAGAUGAUGACCACUCCCGAAACCAUUCUCCCUCCCCGCCAGUGACACCCACCGGCGCUGCCCCGAGCCUGGCCUCUCCAAAACAAGUGGGAUCCAUUCAGAGAAGCAUCCGAAAGAGCAGCACCAGCAGUGACAACUUCAAAGCUCUGCUGCUAAAAAAGGGCAGUCGUUCAGACACCAGUGCCCGCAUGUCUGCAGCAGAGAUGCUCAAGAACACUGACCCCAGAUUCCAGAGGUCAAGGUCGGAGCCUUCGCCAGACGCCCCCGAGAGCCCGUCAAGCUGCUCCCCAAGCAAGAACAGAAGGGCACAGGAGGAGUGGGCCAAGAACGAAGGCUUGAUGCCUCGGAGUCUGUCCUUUUCCGGCCCCAGGUACGGCCGCAGUCGAACGCCGCCUUCUGCCGCCAGCAGCAGGUACAGCCUGCGGAACCGGAUCCAGAGCAGCCCCAUGACCGUCAUCUCGGAGGGAGAAGGGGAGGCCAUGGAGCCUGUGGACAGCAGAGCCUGCGGGGCCCUGGGCGCUGCGGAGGGAUGUUCCCUGGACGGACUGGCGAGGGAGGAGAUGGACGAGGGCGGCCUGCUCUGUGGGGAGGGGCCUGCCGUCUCCCUGCAGCCCCCGGCCCUCCGCCCCGUGGAUGGGACAGCCGGUGCAGAGGGCAGAGUGCCCUCCCCGCAGUGUGGCGGUUCUCUGAGCGAGGAGAGUUAGGGCCAGGAUCAUGACUCUCCCAGGUGACACGGGGGGGUGGGGAGAUGAGCUAUGCAGCACUCUAGGAAGCCUGCCAGGCGCCCUCCCUGGCUCGCCCUGGGAUGUCAACCUGCGUCUGUGCUGUGGGCCCCGGCGUGGCCUGCCCUGCAGUGUGAGUGAAAGUUAUUUAGGACUCACUUGGCACUUGCCCUGUGGCUUAAGAGCAAGUAGAAGCUUAAACUGCUGAAAGUGCUUCCUGGGGAAGAUUUUUUUUUUUUUCCUUAAAUGCUGGGGGUGUGUGUGUGCAUUUUCAACACUUUUUAAUUUUUAAAAAUACACAUAUACGCAAACAACAUGUACAGAAAUAGAAGAAAGCAAGCCAGAGUUAAGCUUGGUAGAGUAACGGAGUCCUCUGGACCAGGCGGUAAUUGCUUUCAAAGCAUUACCUUUAUGGAAAUUGGCGAGCUCCGUAAGAAAGGAGAGGAUGUUACUUCUAAGAAAGGCGGUAGAGUUGCUGGUUGUUAAUGCACAGAACACACGGAUAUAUGCUCACGUGUGCUGCUGAGGGGAGGCAGGUCGUGCUGAGCAGAGAGAAGCUGGGAAGAGGCCGAGUGACUAAUUGGUUCAGGUACUUUUUUCUGGGGGAGGUAGACUUUUUGGUGAAAAUGUCAAACAUGUAGAAGUGGCAACGCCGCAACCUGGUGCCUGCUGCUGUGCAGCCACAUACACACAAUUGUAGCCUGAUUUUUAGAAGUGUGGGUAAUUUUUUAAUGAAUUUCCUCAAGUAGCAGCUGAGAACUGAAGUGGUGGUGUGGACAUCAGAGAGGGGCAGACUUGGAGAGGAAUAAGUGAUACACUGCUGGAAUUUGUUUCCUGCCCAUGAAAUAAAAUUAUUUUUCAGAAUUAAAUUUGAAAACUUGCACUACAGAACUAUGGGUGGAACUUUUCCUUUUACAACAGUUUUUUUGUUUUGUUUUGUUUUUUAACCAGAGUUUAAACUUUCAUUAGGCAAUUUCCUGUCACUUGAAAUGUCAACAUUUGCUAACUUUUGGAUAUCCUUUUGGGAACACCAAAGAAAAAGUUAUGGUUAUUUUUUUCCCUUGAACUGCCUACAGUAUCAUGUCCUAAUUCACAAAGAUUUGUCAAAAUCUAUGAUCUUACUUUGAAGAAAAUGUUGAAUAGCUCUUGUUAGUCAAAUAAACUGAUAAAAAUUGGUAGGGCUCGGCUAUCAAUUAGCCCUGGGAAAUGAAUUUUUAGAUUAAAAAGAUUUUUUUGCAUCAUUUGGUUUGUGCAUUUUUAUAUUUGUUUAUAAAUAACUGAGUUGCUAAUUAUCUUCUGAGCUUCUCCGAUCAGAUUUUCCAACAAUUUUAGACAUGGAACAAAAGUGUUCGAAGUCUUUAUUUUCAUGUCAAUCUUAUUGCCCCCACCCUUACUCCCUUAACUUCCAUGUACUUAGAGUCCUUUAUUUGUUAAAUAAGCCAGAGUCUUGUCUUCUUCCUUAGAAGGACCUAGGAUGACAAUGUGGAGAUUCUUGGUCUGAAUCUAGUGCAACUACCACCUGCCAUCUUUUGGGGGUAUGAAUAUAGUAUCUAAAAGUUGGAUUGCGCAGGCCAAAUCAUUAUGAGACUUAUAAACGAAAACUUCAGAUACCCAUUAGAAAUGUCUUUGAGGCAAAAACACACCUAAAGAAUGAAGACCCCAUCUCUGAAGAAAACAAAACACCGCUCUUCACACAACCAGAAAUCAAGACCAGAGAUUUGGAGCAAUUGUCUACUAAUUUGGCACAAAGCUUGUUUGUUCUUUAGAAAAGUGGCGUUGGCUUUUGAAUAUGAAAUCUUCUCAUAGCUGCCUAAAAAAGACUAGCAUAUCAGAAAUCUUUAAUACAUAAUUUAUGCAAAGAUAAAGCAACAUAACACUAAUUAUAAAACUUUUUAAAUCCCCAUUUUUAAUGAAAAAUAUACAUUCGUAUUUAAAUUUGCUUUGAAUAAAACAAUUGUAAAGUAAA